CACCCACGGGGCGCUUCCUCCGCAGCCUCCGGCGCCAUUGCCAUUUCCCGUGAAGCACUGCCGGAGGUUGCCAUGGCAGCAGGAGACGCGCUGGCCGGGGCUGCUCAUGGACAACUUCCGGACUCGCUACUACACCCCGAAGGAGGUGGCGGUGCAUAACCGGCCCUGGGAUCUCUGGGUCUCUUACUUGGGCCGCGUCCACGACCUCAGUCCCCUGGCUGAGGCCCACAAGGGUGAUCUCCUCCUGAAACCGAUCCUAGAAGCAGCGGGGAAAGAUAUUAGCCACUGGUUUAACCCCAAGACCAAAGACAUCCAGACACACAUCGACCCCCUCACAGGCUGCCUUAAGUACUACACUCCCCAAGGCCGCUUUCUGCACAUCCCACCGCCGCUGCCUCGCUCAGACUGGGCCAAUGACUUUGGCAUGCCUUGGUGGAAAGACACCACCUACGAGGUGGGCAACUUGUCUGCCAAAACCAGGCAUAUCCGUAUCAUCAACACCCUGACCUCCCAGGAGCAAAUGCUCGAGGUGUGCGCAGAGGAAUCCAUGUGGGAGAUCCUGCGGCGGUACUUGCCCUACAAUGCCCACGCGGCGAGCUACACGUGGAAAUACGAAGGCGUCAACCUAGACAUGGACAAGAACUUGCAGCAAAACCACAUCCCAGAUGAGGACGAGGAGUUCUACCAGCUCAACUUGGAUGCGGAUUCCUUUACGCCUGCUGUCCUGCUCUAUUUCAACGAUGACCUCACUGAGUUCUAGGAUUUGCCUUUCCUGCACUGAUGAUGAAAGGUCUCCCUCUCAACGCAUCUUGGAAUCAGGCACUGAGAAGACAGCGCGAGAAGACUGAAACAUGACUGGUGAAACUUCAGACUGGACUUGAGAUGAUCAAGCCCCUGCAUUUCUCUCUGUGUGGUGGGGUCUGGUUUGGAGUUUUGUAUUUGUAGUGAGUGGUGCUGGUCUCUUUCUCUAGAAUAAUUAAAGCCUUUAAUACAAAACGGGCAUCCUGGACAGGAGCAAAUACUGUGUAGGCCCAUCUAGUUCAGGGUCAGGCCUGUUCUUGGACCCAUCUAGGCCGGUCUCCUCACUACUCAGACACGUAUUCAAGGGAAAUGAUCAUCUCCAGUGACUCUUCGGAUAAACUGAUUCUUGAAAUAGGAUUUGAUGGACCGGCGGAUGUGACCACCCAAGGCUUUGGGGGCUUGUGGUGGAUAAGCAGUUCAUAGCUGGAGCCACUAGAUGCCAGCAGUGGCUCACUAAUCUGCCAUGUUGAGGCUUCAGCAAGUCUGGAUGAGGUUUAAAUAUAGAAUUUUGACCCUGAUGCUCAGAGGUUCAUUGUCCUGACCCUGCAGAAUAAUCUGGGGAAGCACUGCUGGUGCUUUGUCUCUUUCACUUGAAGCAGGAGGAAGGGGGGAAAUUCGCCCUUCUGACCCUGAAACUCAAACUUGAUUGUUAAGGUUAUCCACAGAUGCUGGCAAUUCACACACCAAAGCCCCAGGGAGGCCCAAGUUCAAAUCCGUCUCUCAGCUAUGGAGCAUGCUGGGUGGCCUUGGCACAAUUGCGCUCUCUCCCCACUACCUCACAGGGUUGUCGAGAAGGUAAAAUUGGGGCUGGGAGCACCUUGCUUGCCACAUUAAGCUCCUUGGGGGCAGGGCAUGAUAAAAAAUAAACAAAAUGUAGACUGUGGAAGCAAUGCCCUUAAAUGUCAUACGGAAAGGAGACAUGCCGCUUCUAUCAUGCUACACUAACUGGAGACGUGGCCAACAUUCUCCUCUCCUACACAGGCAGCAAACACUCUCUUUGGAACUUUGUGGGGAAACGUCUCUGUCUGAUUACUUGGGUUAUAUCCUUUAGGCCCAAAAUUAAUACACAACUUUGACAUGGUGUCAAAUGUACUUUGACAUCAUGCAAAUAUAAAAUACAAAUUUGUAGGAGAGAUAAAUCAACUUAUUCAGAUGCAUUUAUAGAAAAGUUAAAUACUGCCCCCCCGCCCCCAAAUAUCCACUUUCCCCACAUGGUGCGUGCAUGCAACUAGAGAACCCAGUGGCCCUCCUCUCACCCAGGAUUCAGAAUUCCUUGUCACUCUGACAUGUGCAUCAUUACCACCAAGUGGUGCCAUUUACAUUUCUGUUCUUUCUUGAUCAAUGUCUUUGCUAAUCCAGUAUGAAUUAAACUAAAGCAGCCA
Messenger RNA from Hemicordylus capensis (graceful crag lizard), 2183 nucleotides. RefSeq names its product cytochrome b5 domain-containing protein 1. The record is from RefSeq and is a predicted model, not a curated record. NCBI's taxonomy places the organism in Eukaryota, Metazoa, Chordata, Lepidosauria, Squamata, Cordylidae. Bases 107 to 760 code for a protein of 217 amino acids. The transcript is spliced from 5 exons.